Molecule: messenger RNA, 3641 nt
Organism: Dendrobium catenatum
Lineage: Eukaryota; Viridiplantae; Streptophyta; Magnoliopsida; Asparagales; Orchidaceae
Product: kinesin-like protein KIN-14A
Exons: 22
Coding region: 1-3429 (1142 amino acids)
Biological process (GO): microtubule-based movement
Molecular function (GO): microtubule binding; ATP binding; microtubule motor activity
Source: RefSeq, a predicted model, not a curated record
AUGGAGGAACCAUCAAGACUCUCGUUUCGCAAGGGUCGACUGGCAUCAAGAAAGGCCGAGGAAGCUGCUUAUAGGCGUUUCCAAGCUGCGACGUGGCUUGAAAAAAUGGUCGGCCCUCUAGGCUUGCCUUCUCAGCAGCCUUCCGAGCAAGAAUUUGUCUCAUGCUUGAAAAACGGCCUAGUCCUUUGUAAUGCCAUUAACAAGAUCCAACCUGGUGCUGUUCCUAAGGUUGUUACAAACCAAUCACUUGGUCUCACCUGGGAGAACCAGACCCUACCUGCUUAUCAAUACUUUGAGAACAUCCGCAACUUUCUUGAUGCUGUUGAUGAGUUGAAAAUUCCUAGUUUUGAAGCUUCGGAUAUUGAAAGAGAUACUGUGGAGGCUGGCUCAGUAGGAAAGAUUGUUGAUUGUAUCCUAGGCUUAAAAGCCUAUCAUGAUUGGAAACAGUUCAGCAGGGGUAGUGGAGCCUGGAAAUACGUGAAGUCCCCCAUGGUUUCCCACGCUAAAGUUGGAAUUCAUUCGAAAAUGCCAGCUUUAAGCUCCUCAGUCAGAUAUUUAGACAUGUCAGCAAAAUCUGAGAAACUGCAACCUAUGAAGCUUGAUGAUGAUCAAAGGACUGGAGCUAAAGUGGAUUCUCUCGUGCAAGCAAUGACUGAUAUAUUGUGCAAUUCAAAGGAAAACAUUGAUCAAAAUAUUUUUGAUUCGUGGCAACAAGGAACAGUGGACCCUGUGAAGCUGUUUAAUAGAAUCAUAUCAAGUUGCCUCCAAGAGCAACAGUUAGACUCUGUUGAGGAUUCCAUGAUGGAAGGAAAGACAACAUUAGAUGUUUGCAGAUCGAAUAAUAUUUGCAAGAAUUGCAGUUUUUGCCAGGGAAAGACAUCUUGUAACCACUGGCAACUUAUGGAGUCCCAAAAAACUGAACUCAAGAGCCGAUGCAAUCUCGAACCUAUUAAACAAAUUGACUCGAGUGAACAAGCUCAAGACAAGUCAUAUUCUUCACAACCUUACCACAUACAGAAACAAAGAUUGCAAGUGGAGGGUUUGGGCAGUGGAGAAACUAUUGCAAAAGUUUUUGUUGAUGGGAAUAACAUCAGAAUGGCCUGUGUUUACCUAUCUAUGAGAAUGUCAAUGCCUUUGAUCAUGCCAGCAUAUACCCGUUACUACCCAAACCAUUAUGGAAUGAGAUCGGGAGCAUGCUCUCUUGCUGUCCAGCCCAUUAGAAUGUCUUCAGACACCGUCCGGACAUUCCAGGCCGCUGAGUACACCUUCAAGAAAACGUUGUCAAGAACUUCAUGCUCCGGCCACCUAUCCAAGAGCGACGAUCCAAGGCUCUCCCCUCCUCGAAGCGACCUCGAUUCUAAGGUGGAGACGUUUCUCCCGCUAAAGCCUAGACUAGUCGAGUGUAUGGAAAUCAAAGCCCUCUUGUCAAAUACCAAGUUAGAAUGUGCUGCAUUGCAGUCUCAAGUACAAAAUGAUUUGACACAAAUAGGAAACCAACUUGAGUGGCUUUCUACUGCUGCUGAUGGUUAUCAUCGAGCAGUCAAAGAGAAUAGAAACUUGUACAAUAUGCUUCAAGAAUUGAGAGGAAACAUUCAAGUUUUUUGCAGAGUUCGGCCAGCAUUUGUGGCAGGAGACAAAGGUUCAAUUGAUUACAUUGGAAAUGAUGGUACAUUGAUUUUACUCGAUCAACUUAAGUCACAAAAUGUGCGCAAGACUUUCCAGUUUAACAAGGUUUUUGGACCUAAUGCAACUCAAGAGGAGGUCUACAAAGCGACUGAAUCUUUAAUCAGAUCUGUGAUGGAUGGUUAUAAUGUGUGCAUUUUUGCUUAUGGUCAGACAGGUUCUGGCAAAACAUAUUCUAUGUGUGGCCCAGAAAUUGGGUCUGCUAAAGAUAUUGGAAUCAACAGCAAGGCUCUUAAUGAUCUCUUCCAAAUAUCUUGCAUCAGAGAGGAUAUCAAGUAUGAAAUACAUGUUCAAAUGGUCGAGAUUUACAAUGAACAAGUCCGUGAUCUCCUUACUGAAGAAACUUCAACAAAAAAAUUAGAGAUUCGAAAUUGUUCAAGCAAUGGUGGUUUAAGCCUUCCGGAUGCCACAAUGCACCAUGUGCAGUCAACUAGUGAUGUCAUGAAUUUGAUGAAAGCUGGAGAAAAGAAUCGCGCCUUCAGUUGCACUGCAAUGAACAAUAGAAGCAGCAGAUCUCAUAGUGUAUUGACAAUUCAUGUAUGUGGAAGAGAUGUUUUGGGAAACAAACUACAAAGCUGCCUGCAUUUGGUAGACCUUGCAGGGAGUGAGAGGGUGGAUAAAUCAGAAGUUACUGGAGAUAGAUUGAAGGAGGCACAACAUAUCAAUAAGUCUCUUUCUUGUCUGGGAGACGUUAUUGCUGCUUUGGCUCAGAAGAGUUCAUACAUUCCAUACAGAAAUAGCAAACUCACUCAACUACUGCAAAACUCACUAGGAGGACAUGCAAAGAUGUUAAUGCUUGCUCACGUAAGUCCAGAAGCUGAGUCAUAUGGAGAAACAAUAAGUACUCUUAAGUUUGCACAGAGAGUGUCCACUGUAGAGCUUGGUGCUGCUCAAGUUAACAAAGAAAGCAGUGAAAUUCGUGAUCUUAGAGAACAGGUAGAUAAUCUCAAGAAAGAGCUGGCAAGCAGGGAGCGAGAGAAGGCUUUACAUUUGCAUAAAAUGAAGGAAAACACUUCAUUUUCAGAGAGAAAACUGCCGAUCAAAUCCCCUCUUCCAAGAUCAAAAUUCAGCACAGAAAAUUCUGUAAUGCGUCUACGGAGAUUGAGUCUGGAAGGUUGCGGGCAUGAUGACAAAAGUCAACAUCAAAACAAAAACUCGGAGUCAGAUCUGCAACAAAAAUCACAAAUAGAAGAAGAGCAAUUAAAAGAAGUUGCUCAUGAAGAAAUCAAAGCGAAUGAAACCAUUGAAAAGUUGGUUCAAGUAAAUGAAAUAGAGGGGGGAUUGCCUAGUUGUUCUGCUAUUUCAAAUUCUUCUUCUGUAAACCAGUUGACUACUCUUGGGAGCAGAUGUAGGCAAUUGGGAGAGGUGGAGACCCCUGAUACUAACAAAAUUAAGCUGAAUUCUAAUUCUUUCUCGAGCUCGAAAGGAUCACAUAUACGGAAAUCGCUGAAGACAAUUGGCAAGUUGAUAAAUGGAUCUGAGAAGAGGAACUAUCAAGUGUCAUCUGUAAUGCCAUGCAAGCAAGAUAAAGACUUGAAGGCCUUAAAGAAAUCACCAGCAACAGUGGAAAGCAGGUAUAAGAGGAGGCAAUCUUUAACCAAUGUGCAAGCAUUUGAAAUCAAGGGAUCUAGGAGAAGCUCCCUUGGAGGAAAAUCUGUUGAAUCAUAUUCAACAGUGGGUAUCCCAGGCCCAAAGACUCCUCCAGCUUUUCCUGCACCGGCAAAGAACACAAACAGAUGGCUGUGAAUCUUAUUAACUUGAUGAUGCUCCCCAUGACUAGGAUUGAAGCUGUGACUUUGACGCAAGCAUUUGCUUCUUUUCCUUGCGAGGUUCAAUAAUGUAUUAUUCUUUAGAUGACUUUACAGCAGCAGUUAUUCGCUGCAGCACUCUUUCAUUUUUGUUUUUCUACUUCAUUACCAAUGAAUAAAAAGGCAUGUAUACCUUGCAGCAGAAACCAA